This is a messenger RNA of Seriola dumerili (greater amberjack), 2037 nucleotides long. It is a transcript of the gene mgat4b, whose product is annotated as mannosyl (alpha-1,3-)-glycoprotein beta-1,4-N-acetylglucosaminyltransferase, isozyme B. Gene Ontology annotation, molecular function: acetylglucosaminyltransferase activity. The record is from RefSeq and is a predicted model, not a curated record. Gene Ontology annotation, cellular component: endoplasmic reticulum; endoplasmic reticulum-Golgi intermediate compartment; Golgi stack. The transcript has 15 exons. NCBI's taxonomy places the organism in Eukaryota, Metazoa, Chordata, Actinopteri, Carangiformes, Carangidae. Gene Ontology annotation, biological process: protein N-linked glycosylation. Bases 159 to 1802 code for a protein of 547 amino acids.
CGGCAACAGCUCCGCCCGCCUCUCCGUCUUUCACCGUCUGUGUCUACCUGUCUCUCUGCCUCUCUCUCUCUUUCUACCUGCCUCCCCCCUCCCUCCAUCCCUCCCUCCGUCCCUCUCCUCCCCCCUCUCGGUGCGGACAUGCUCCCGGGGCUCCGGAGAUGAGGCUCCGAAAUGUCUCCUUCCUGACGGUCUUGUUGUUCGGGCUGUGCGGGCUGGUCUCCCUGUCCUGGUACACCGCCUUCAGCAGCUCCAGAGGAGAUGUGGUGGACAUCUACCAGAGGGAGUUCCUGGCGCUGAGGGAGCGCCUCCACUCGGCGGAGCAGGAGAACCUGCGGCGCUCCAAAGAGCUGAACCUGGUCCUGGAGGAGAUCAAGAGGGCCAUUGCUGAGAAACAGGCGCUCAGAGACAUCAACCGCACCUGGAGCAGCCUCUCAGAGGAGACGAGGCUGAAGUUGUGGAAUGUGAGCAGCAGUAAAAACGUCCUGCAGCUUCCCUCCAUCUUCCAUCAUCUUCCUCACCUACUGAACAGAGAGGACAGUCUGCAGCCCGCCGUGCACCUGGGACAGGGACGCACCGGAGUCUCCAUAGUGAUGGGGGUCCCCAGUGUGAAGAGGGAGGUCCACUCCUACCUGACCGACACACUCAGCUCCCUCAUGUCGGAGCUCAGCGCCGCCGAGAAGGACGACUGCGUCAUCGUCGUCCUCAUCGCCGAGGCUGACCAGCAGUACGCCAGCACUGUAGCAGACAACAUGAAGCGCCUUUUUCCAGCAGAGAUCCAGUCCGGUCUGUUGGAGGUCGUCUCUCCGUCCGUCCACUUCUACCCCGACUUCUCCCGACUCCGAGAAUCCUUCGGAGACCCGAAGGAGAGAGUCAGGUGGAGGACGAAGCAGAACCUGGACUACUGUUUCCUGAUGAUGUACGCUCAGUCUAAAGGAACGUACUACGUCCAGCUGGAGGACGACAUAGUUGCUCGCCCGAACUACUUCACCACCAUGAAGAACUUUGCGUUGCAGCAGCCGUCGGAGGAGUGGAUGAUCCUGGAGUUCUCUCAGCUCGGCUUCAUCGGUAAGAUGUUCAAGUCCCUGGACCUGUCGCUCAUCGUGGAGUUCAUGCUGAUGUUCUACAAAGACAAACCCAUCGACUGGCUGCUGGACCACAUCAUGUGGGUGAAGGUGUGCAACCCGGAGAAGGACGCGAAACACUGCGACAGGCAGAAAGCCAACCUGAGGAUUCGCUUCAAACCGUCUCUCUUCCAACACGUCGGCACUCACUCGUCCUUGGCUGGAAAAAUACAGAAACUCAAGGACAAGGACUUUGGGAAACAGACCCUCCAUAAGGGUCACGCCAACCCGCUGGCAGAGGUGACGACCAGCCUGAAGACCUACCAGCACUUCACCCUGGAGAAAGCCUACCUGGGGGAGGACUUCUUCUGGGCCUUCACCCCUGUAGCGGGGGAUUUCAUACGGAUACGAUUCUUCACACCUGUCCGCAUUGAGAGGUAUUUCUUUCGGAGCGGAAACAUCGAACAUCCAGGAGACAAACUUUUCAACACGUCAGUGGAGGUUCUGCCGUUUGACAAUAUUCAGGCAGAGAAAGAGGCCUUGACAGAGGGGAGGGAGAAAACGCCAAAGUACCACCGGACAGAAGACGGAUUUAUCAGAAUAGGAACAUUCCAGAACGGGAUCGCAGAGGGGGAGGUGGACCCCACAUUUGGCCCCCUGGAGGCCAUGCGUCUCUCAGUGCUGACGGACUCUCCGGUCUGGGUGAUCCUCAGCGAGAUCUUCAUAAAGAAAGCAGAGUGAGGCUCCGCCCCCCCAGUGAUACCUCAGCACCUCUGAGCGGUCAGCCGAGCCGACCCGACGCUCGUCAGCUGCCGUCCUGCUCCAGUCCUGCUCACCAGAUCCCCACCACGGUGCCACAGCGCCGCCGUGUGGCCGGACCUCACCACCGCAGGCUGAACAGACCAGAGACUGGAAACACAGAAACACACUCACAGACAGACAGACAGACGACUGAUGAUGAUGAUGAUGAUGAUGA